Messenger RNA from Coccomyxa subellipsoidea C-169, 9174 nucleotides. RefSeq lists its product as hypothetical. Bases 1 to 9174 code for a protein of 3057 amino acids. The record is from RefSeq and is a predicted model, not a curated record. Gene Ontology annotation, molecular function: protein binding. The transcript has 48 exons. NCBI's taxonomy places the organism in Eukaryota, Viridiplantae, Chlorophyta, Trebouxiophyceae, Coccomyxaceae.
AUGAUUACCGGGAUCGUCUUCCAGUCCGACCUGAGCACAUCGCAGAGCAGCUUUGAGGAGGAGAUGGAGCACCGCAGGAAGAAGCUGGCUGCCAUCAAGUGCCUGUCGCUGGGGACCACGCUCAACUUCCAGUUCUACGCCGAUGCCAGUGAUGCCGGCAAAGCUCCGGCAGACAGCUCUGAGCCAUCAGGCUUGCGAGUCAUCAACCUGCAGCACUUGGACAGGUACCAGGAGAGCGAGCAUGACAUCCUGCGCCAGCUCGUCCAGCGCUUUGCUGUGCCUGAGAAGCUCCGGUUUUCGCUGCUGGGUCGCAUCACAGUGGCGCGCAAGUUCGGCACGCUGGAGGGCCGCCGCCACCUGGCGCGGCUGCGGCUGCUGUCGUUGCACAUCCUGUUCCAGUGCAACCCCAGCCCUGAGGCCGUCGCGGAGUUCUACUCCCAGGAGCCCGAGUUCGUCAGCGACCUCGUUUGCCUGCUCGUCGGCGGAGCCGCCAUCCCCGAGGACCUACGCAUCCUGGCGCUGCGAGUGUUGGCCGUGCAGCUGCUCGACCGCACCCACCACACGGGGGUCAUCACCGCGAUCAGCUCCGGCGGCCAGAGCGGGCUGCUGUCCAUGCUCAUGCAUCGCUCCAUCGCCUCGGUCGCGGCCGGCGCGGCCGGCGGCGCGCAGCCGGAGUACAGCGUUCAAUUCGUGGACGCGCUGCUGACACUCGUGGGCGCGCUGUCGGCCUCUACCUCUGGCUGCAGCGCGUUGCAGGAGGCCGGCACGCUGUCGGCGCUGAUGCCGAUGCUGAAGGACACGGACCCGGCGCACAUCGGGCUGGUGGCCUCGGCCGUGCGCAUCCUGGAGGCCUUCAUGGACUUCUCCACUAGCUCGGCCUCGCAGUUCCGGGAGAUGGGCGGCCUCACCGACAUGAUCGACCGGCUCAAGCUGGAGGUCGGCAUCACGGCUGAGCCCGAUCAGGCGGUUACGCCUGCAGCCGCCGCCAGGCCGGACGAUAUGCAGACGGACGCGCCCGCCCCGAGAGCUGUGGCCGCGCCGGCCGGGCCCAAGUCUGGCGCCGCGGCGCCACAGCCGGGCGUCCUCAUCUCAUACCAGCGCCGCGUGCUGCUCAAGGCCCUGCUGCGCACCAUCGCCCUCACCAGCUACGCUCCCGGGGCAUCUGCCAGGCCGCAGGAGGAGGACAGUGCGGCGCUCUACGCCUGCCUGCGCAGAAUCUUCGAGCGCUCGAGCGAGUUUGGGGGAGGACUCUUUGCCCUGUCAGCGUCUGUCAUGACGGACCAGAUGCACCAUGAGCCCCUCACAUUUACUGCGCUCGAGGAGGCGGGCCUGCCGGAGGCUUUCCUCAACACCAUCAAGGCGGGUGUCCUGCCAUCUGGAGAAGCUGUCUGUGCUGUGCCAAGCACCCUGGUGGCAUUGUGUCUCAAUGAGAAGGGCCUGGAGCGAGUGAAGGAGAGCAAGGCUCUGGACUGCUUUGUCCCCAUCUUCACUACGCCCACAUACCUGCGAGCUCUGCAGUUCCAGGGAGACACCCCGAGCGCCUUGGGUAGCAAUUUCGAUGAGCUGAUGCGCCACGUCAACUCUCUGCGCAAUGACACCGUGGAGAUGGUUCUCACCAUCUUCCACGACGCAAAGCCUGCAGAUGUCACACCUGCAGACGUGGACAUGUCAGGAUCUGCAGCUGCCAGCUCCAAGGCCGGCAGUGACCGCCAUGCCAACUGGCACCCGCACGUGGCGGAGUGCAUCAUGCACUCGGCGCGCCUGCUGGAGACGAUGCUGGCAAACCAGAGCUUCUCCAGGCAGUUUGUGGAGAAGGGUGGCCUGCAGCUGCUGCUCAGGCUCUACACGCUGAAGCACCUGCCGCCAACCUUCGGCUCCUCCAGCGCUGCGCAUGCCGUCAUGGCCGCCUUCCGCGCGUGCACGCAGCUGCACGGCGCCCUGGUCACCGAGAAGGUCGCUGAGGCGCUGGCCGAGCACUUGAGGACCACCCUGCUCCUGGCCAUGUCCAUCGGCAGGUCGGCGCUGCAAGACGUGGACGCAAAGCGGCGGGACGAGUACACGCGCUGCGUGUCGUCCUUGGAGGGAGUGACCUCCCUCGCCUCGGCCGUCUCCCGCUCCGGCAUGUCCAUGCUCAACGAGGUGUCCAAGGCCGGCCGCUUCGCCGGGUUGAAAACGCUCGUCCUGGACGAGCCGGUCCCGGAGCUCGCGCUCGCCGUGGAGAACGUGACGCCGGCGUCGGCCAUCAUCGCGCGCGUGGGGGACCUGGAGCGCAUCGUGCACCUGCAGAUCGCGCUGGCCGAGAAUCGCAAGGCCGAGAUGGAUGCCGAGGGCCUCCUGGAGGCGGCCAGCGCCGAAGGGGUCCAGAAGGCCGCGCCGCAGGAGCCGGCUCCCGAGGCAGAGGCAGCGAGCGCCGUCCAGAACUUUGCAGAGCUGGUCGACGGGCUGAGCAUGCGCCAGCAGCAGCGGGUGCUGCGAGAAGCCGCGAUGCGCGCCAACCAGGGCCUGCCCAUGCCCUCGCGUGCGCUCCUGCUCGCUGCCGAGAGCGAGCGCCUGGCCGAAGACGGCGACGUCGUCGAACCCCCUGCUGCCGGCAGCCCCCGGGAGGCGUCGGGGGGCCAUAAGAACGGCAAGAAGAAGUCGGGCGAGGAUCUGGCGCUGGAGGUGCUGACGCACUUUGCGGCGACGGUGCGCGGCUUCUACUCGUCGCUGACCAAGUCCAUCCACACGCCGCUGCGCCGUCGCGAGGAGGGCCUGGCCAUGACGCCCGCCAUCCGCAGCACCGCGCUGCACCUCGGUCUCGUCAUGAAGAUGAACUGCGAGGGCGAUGCGGAGGCGUCAAGCAGCUCCGCAGGCUCGCUGCCGCCGGCGAAAUACAAGGAGUGGAGCCAGUGGCGGGCGCGCUAUCUGAGCGCCAUGGUGGACGAUCUGGGCGUCGUGCUGUUUGACAACCGCCGCGGCACGUGCCACUGCCUCAUGCUCAACUACUGGGUGCGCUGCGGCGGCCUGCAGGCCUUCCUCGCCCAGUUCGGCACCGCCGCGCAGUUCCUGUGGGACGUCACCGCUGCCGAGGCCGCCCUCGGCAGCGCGCCGGCCAGCCAGAUGGAAGAGGCGCCGUCCUCCAAGGACGCCAGGCGCAAGACAGAGGCGGAAAGGAAGCGUGUGGGCCGGGUGAAGGAGCGCGCAGAGAUGCUGCUGGCGUCAAUGCUGGCGCUGCUGAACCAGCUUUCUGACUCAGCGCGCAUCCUCAACUCCCCCCUGGCCGCCUCCCUGCUUGUGGUGCCCCUUAAUGACGAGGACCAGGAGACCAACGCCGCCUGGAGCUCCGCCGAGAACCUGGUCAAGUCACUCAAGUCAGCCAUCCUGGACGCGGUGCUGCCGGUGUGGGGCAGCCCCUCACUGGCUUCCUGCAGCCCCCAGAACACGGGCGCGGUCACCAGCAUCCUCAAGCACUGCACCGAGGCCGUCACCCCGCCGGCCAGCCGCUCGGGCGCCCGCGGCGCGCCGCCGCCGGACCCGGCCAUCGUGCAGCAGGUCGUGGAGAUGGGCUUCAGCGAAGAGCGCGUGGGCCACAAUAGCGUGGAGCUGGCGAUGGAGUGGCUGAUCAGCCACCCCGAGGAGCUGAUGGAAGCUGCGCCGCCGGCCCCUCAGCCCCAGGCCGACCAAGUGCCCGUGGUUGCCAAAGCCAUCAACCUGGCUCCUGCUCAGGCGCUGCUGAAGCCCAAGAACGAGGCGCCCAGCACAGAGCAGCUGGUGGACGGGGCGGUCUCGGUGCUGGAGCAGGUGCCAACGGCAGCCUUCUCGCUGGCCGACCUGCUCAAGUCGCACAGCGCGCAGCAGGGCUGCCGGGAGGACGGCGCCGUGAUCGCGCGGCUGCUGCAGCGGCUGCACAGUGGGGACUCCUUUGCGGAGACCGUGAGCGGCCAGCCGGCCGUCGGCCUGCUCGCGCCCGCGCACUUGCUCGCGUUGCUCUGCGACGACGACCCCGGCAUGCGUCGCGCCGGCGCCAAGACAGCACUCAAGGGGCUGGGCACCGGUGACGUGGAGCCCAUCCCUCGCUGGGUGGACGCUCUGCUGCUGGUGCUGGAUGCCUGCACCCGUAUCGACUGGCAGGCUCCGGAGGCUCCUGCCAGUGCCCCCGAGCUUAACAGCGUCAAUGAGCCUGCUGCGCCGGAGGCAGAACAGGCAUGCCCCCUCAUCUGCAUUUUAUGCUAUGAGCAUGAGAUGAUGAUGCUGAUGGUGGUGGUGGUGGUGGUGGUGGUGGGCAUGGAUGUGGAUGCACCGGGAGCUCCUGAGCAGCCUGCAGCCACCACCUCUGCUCCAGCAGCGGAGGAGGCUCAGGCGUUAGAGCAGCCAUCUGCCCCUGGGCCUGCCGACACAACAGCCAUGCCUGAGCCUGCGCCCAGUGUGGAGGACGUCUUCAGGAAGCUUCCAAAGCAUGAGGGCAUCCUCUCUGAGGAGGAGGAGGACAGGGCAGUGAGGGUGGCAAUGGCGCUACUGCGUCAUCUGCAUGCCUGGGGCGCUGUCUACCAGGAGCCCAAGGAGACCCCCACUGAGGCAGCUGCCCUGCAGCUGCCGGACCCCCCCUCCUCGGCCCAGGGCGUCCUGCUGCUGUUGUCUUGCCUCACCAAGCGCCACAGCAUCGCCCUCAAGGUGCUGGCUGGGAGGGGCCCCAAGCUGAUCUUGGAGCUGCCGCUGGCCUGCUUCACGCCGGAUCUGGAGCCCUACAUCAGCGCCAUCAUGCGCCACAUCCUGGAGGACCCCGUCACCCUGCAGGCUGCCAUGGAGGCCGAGAUUCGUAGCACCCUCACCAAGGGCCGCGCCCCCAAGCCUAGCGGCUACCCUUCAGUGAGCCAGCAAUCCGAUGGCAGCAUGCCUGUGAAGCAAUUCUUGCAGACAUGCGCGGCCGUCAUCAACCGGGAGCCCACUGUGUUCUUUGAUGCCGUCCUUGGGACAUGCACCAUCCGUGAGAACAAUGGGCGGCCACUGGUCGUCCUGAAGAAGGUCAAGGCGGAUGGCGCAAAGCUGUCUGAUGACAAGAAGGAUGGUGAUGCGCCGAGCGGGGGGCCGCCAGACUCGAGCACUGGCGGAGCAUCCCGAGGCAGUGGAGCCUCUGGCCCUUCUGCUGCCACCCCAGACCCACAGGGCAAUCCUGCCAGCUCCUCUGGCGGCGUGGGAGCUGGGGGUGGUACUCCAGGGGGUGGUCCUCCGGGCGGGGGGCCAGGUGGGGGCGGCGGUGGUGGCGGUGGUGGGGGGAAGACCCCCAAGGACAAGGACAAGGAAAAGGAAAAGGAAAAGGACGGCAAGACACCAGGUCGGAGCGGCAAGAAGGUGCCGAGCAACUUCGUGGAAGUCAUCGACACCCUGGUGGACCUGGUGCUGCGCUACGAGGGGCCCUACUCUGAGAGCAAGCCCAAGGACCCCAGCACAGGUGCUGCUGCAAUGGACACAGACACACCAGCAGCACAGCCGAGCUCCAGCGAGGCACCAUCUGCGGAUGUGACACUGUCGGCGGAUCUCGAUGUCAAGCAGAUUGCUGCGCAAGUGGAGCAAGCCGCGCGCGCCAAGUCGCUGGAACACAGGCAGCAGGAGAAGAACAUGCUGGUGCAGUGCAUUGCGCUGAAAAUGCUAACGGACUUCACGCUCAUGUACAACGCGUGUGUCGGCGUGCUGCUCAAGCGCGAUGCGGAGGGAACGCGCGGCCGUGGCUCCAGCCCACCAUCCACCCCUGCUGCCCCCAAGCUGGACUCCGCCCAGAACCUUCUAUUCAGGCAUCUGGUGUUCAUGCCAGAGCCUGAGGUGAGCAUGCAGCCGCUGGGCGAGCAGACCUCCUUCUUCCUGCAGGCCGUCUGCAUCAGGUCUGCGGAGGGGAGGAAGCGCAUAAUCUCAGAGAUCGUGCGCACUCUGAGCCCCAGCCCUGACCAGAAGCCGCCUGCAGCCGGGGGCAUGCCGAGCGCAGAAGUGCUGGCCACCAUCCCCUUCAAGCAAAAGGACGGCUUCCCACCACCCUACAAGGUGAAGGCCUUUGUCGAGCUGGCAGGGUCUCUCCUGUCAGCAGGCGCCGCCAAGAGCCAGGCGGGCCAGCCCAGUGGGCUUUCAGGGGAGAUGCUGCGUUGCAUGCGCAGCGCAGGGGUCAUCAAUGCCCUCAUUGGCGCCCUCAAGCUCAUCGACAUGGACCAUCCAAAUGCUGUCAAGAGCAUCACAUCCAUCUUGAAGCCGCUGGAGAUCCUGACUCGCGCGCUGCCUCCGUCCCUGCUCGGAGCCUUUAGCAGGCAGAGCAGGCAGCCGAGGCUGUUUGACAGGACCACUCUUGGCGGCGUCUUGGCGGCUGGGCCGUCAGAGCCGGACGUUGAACGUGCACUGGCAGCACUGGAGGGUCCUUCGUCGGGAGAUGAGCCGAUGAGGGAUGCUCAGGAGGAGUCGGCGGCGGCCGGCCCCGAGGCGGUGGCGGCUGCCGAGCGGCUGCGGCAGGCCUUUGAGCGUGAUCAGAAUCAGGACGGGGUGGACGGCCUUUCGCGAUCCGUAGAGUCGGUCAUGGAGCAGAUCAUCGAGCACGCCUAUGGAGAGGACGGCAUGGAGGGCUUCCCGGAGUCAGACUCAGAGGGGGAUGGCACCGACGAGGACGUCAUCGAGUCAGAGGAGGAUGACGCUAUGGGGGAGGAGCCCAUGCCGGACAUGACAGACGAAGAGGAUGAGGACCUGGAGGGCGCUGAGGGGCCUGAUGACGAGGAUGAUGAUGACGAUGAUGAUGAUGACCACCACCGACAUCAUCACCGACAUCACCACCACGACAGCGCGGACCAGUCCGUGUACAGCGACGACGAGAGCAGCAGCGAUGAGAGCGGGGACGAGGAUCAUGAGGUGGAGGUCAUCUUUGACGACAUUGAGGAGGAUGCCAUGGUGGGGCCCUUGAUGGGGGACGACCAGCUCAUCAUGGAGCACGGCGGGGACGAGGAUGGCAGCACAGAGGAUGAGGAUGACAUGCAUGAUGGGGGAGAGGAAGGGGACGACCACGGUCACUAUGAAGAUGGUGACGAGGACGAUGACGUGGACGAUGACGAGGAUGAGGACGGUGAAGACGGGGAGGACUUUGGCAUCGACGACCUGCCCGCCAUGGAGGACCACGACUUCCUGCUGGAGGAUGAUGAGGACGGCCUGCUGGCGUGGCCGGAGGAGGAUGGCAUGAUGGGCGACGAGAUGUUCCACCCCAACCCCCACCCCCCGCGGUGGGUCGGCAUCCCCCGCAUGAACGGCACCCACAACCUCGCGCGCGCCGGGGCCGCAGCCCAGCAAAACGCUGUCGAGAUGAUGGUGAAUGAGCUGCUCAACACGGGCGCGCUGGGCGGCGUCCAGGUGGACGGCCGCGACCAGCGCUUCCGUUACCGCAUGCGCGCCACGCAGCAGCCCAACGGCGCGCCCUCCGCCGCCGGCCUCCCGGGCGCCACCGGGGCCCCCCGCCACAGGCUGCUACAGAGGCCGCCAGCGGCGCCCGGCGCUCGGAGCGCUGCAGACGAGGGGCGCUCUGCCAACGAGAUGCGCAUCAUGCGGAUGAACCAGCCCUUUCCGGGACUGUUCGGCGCCGAAGAUGCGGCCGGUGCGGGAGAGUACUGGAUGAUCACGGCGGACAACGGGCAGCGGGGCUUCCCGGGGCCGCGCGGAAUCAUGCUGCAGGCCCCCAACGCUGGAAGCCUCAUCGACUUCUCGGGAGACGUGCUGCGCACCCCCGGCGUCAUGGCCGGCAUGUCCAACUGGUCCAACGACGGCCAGCCGCCGUCCGCGCUUGAGUCCACCCAGCUGGCAGGGCAACUGGAGCAGUCUCUUGUGGAGACCCUGCGCCAGCAUGCAGCCCCUGAGGAGGCUGAGGAGCACCAGGCAGGAGCGCCGCCAACGGCGGCUGCUGUAGAUCCGCUGCAGGAGGCGCAGACGGCGAUAGCCCAGGCUCUGGAGCGUGCAGCUGGCGGGGAGCAAGUUGAGGCAGGGCAGGACAUGGACCGGGUCCUGUCAACGAUACAGAGGCAUCGCGAAGAGCUGGAGCAGGCCCACGCCAACAUGGAGCGCAACCAGCAGGCGCUGCGGCAGAUGGACGAGAGGCUGCGCAACGCGCCACCCGACCUGCAGGCGCUGCUCAACAGCAGCGCACAGGUGCGCCAAGCAGUGAACGCUCUCCAGGAGGCCAGCCGCGCUGCCGCCGCCCUGGUCUCCCCUGCAGCCGCCCCGCCCGCCCCGCCACAGGCAGCUGCGGGUAAUGCCGCCCGCAGCACACCGCAGGCAGUGGCGGCUGGCGUGAGCGGCCAGACGGCGUCGGAGCAGCAGAGCAACGAGACGAUGGUGUCUCCGCAGGACGCAAACAGGGCGGCCGCCAAUGUGGCAACCAGCCUGGAGUCCCUGCGCCAGAGCAUACGCAGUGUUGACGCCGUUCCAGAGGACCUGAGGGAGGCUUGGGAGCGGCUGAUCCUGACCUAUGGAGAGCAGGGCGCUGCCAGACAGGGCGAGCAGAUGCCAGCCACCGCCCAGGCGCUGACCGAUCCACAAGUGGACAUCAUUCGGCAGUCCUUGCGGGACAGAGUGGGCGGGAGGCUGCGGGAGAAUGGUUCACAGGCAGCCGCAGCGCAGUUUGAGCGAUUCGUGGCCGGCUUUGAUCCCCGCAACAUCGCGCAAGUCCCUGCGGACAUGCAGGCAAUGAUCAAUGCCAUUGAGAGGCCCGCAUCGGCGCAGCGUGCACAGCAGACGGCGGCUCAGCCGCAACCGGAGGGCGAGCAGACCCCGGCUGCCACGGCGCCUGGGGCGUUGCCUCCGCCUGCGCCCAGGCGCACCCGCUACCAGGCCAGGCUGCGGGGAACGCCGCCGCAGGACGUUGCAGAACGCGAUUCCAGCGAGCGGCUGCGCACCGGGCUGGCCGCAGCGCUCGCCCGGCCGCCGCAGCGGAGGCCGGCGUCGCAGCCGGCCGCGCAGGGACAGCCGCCGGCCGCGCUGUCAACCGCCAUCGGCGCGGAGCUCUUCAGCUCUGCCAUGAGCGCUGCCAUGUCCGGCAUGACAGCCUCCGCGCAGCCAGCACCGGCCCAGCCGCCGCCGUCGCCACCGCCGAUCAUCGGGGCCAAUAUGCUGAGCGCGGCACUGUCUGGGGCCGCGGCCCUGUCAUCCUCCGCCGCUGAGUCGCAACCGCAACCGGAGCAAUAA